AUGUCUUCCCAGCAACAACAAAUUCCCCUCAGAAUCUUGAUCGACAAACCAAACAACAAGGUCGUCGCCGUCGAAUCCACCAAGGACUUCGUCGACACCCUCUUCAGCUUCCUCUGCCUCCCUCUCGCCACCAUCAUUCGCCUCCUCACCAAACGACACGAGCAACAGCAACAACCACCACCAUCCAUUCUUGGAAGCAUCACGAACCUCUACCACAGCGUUGAGAAUCUAACCCCAAACGAUGUCUGGAACACUGUAUGCAAGGACAUGCUUCUGUGCCCUAGAAACCCCUGUGAGUCACUCUGCUCUAAGCUCUUGUUCAACGUUGACGACACUAAACCAACACCGAAGGUUCUCGUGUGCAACUCUUGCAACAAGUUCACAACUUUUCCAACCCUUGAUUGUGUUUGUGGCAAACGCAUGGAACAUGUGCCCGGUGAUUUGGAUUUGGAGCGAAAAGGGAAGAAUGGUAAUAAUAAUAACACCAAUGUCAAUGUGGAUGCUGCUAAGACUGGGGUUUUUGUUAAGGAAAAUGGGUCUUUGUUUUUGGUGUUUGAUGAUUUGACAGUUGUGCCAAGUUCUUUGGUGACCUCAAUGGAUAUGAUGCUUCAACUUGGAUAUUCCGAUUUGACUCAUCUUGCGGAAUAUACUUGUGAUAUUGGCAAGGACGAGAUCUUGAACCUGCUCAAGUAUACCAUCAGCUCCCAUGAGCCUCUAACUAAUUUGAUUUUGGCAAGUAAUUCCAAGAAGAAAGAUAACCCGCCCAAUCCAUUCGCAUCAGCGAUAAAAGUGAAGGUUGCCAACACUGACACUAAAAUGGAAGUUAAGAUAGUUCAGAGUAAGUCUCAAAACAAGGUUUUAUUUGCUGAAUCCACAGAAGAUUUUGUUGACUUUAUGUUUAGCUUACUUGCCAUACCAUUGGGGUCCGUCAUAAAGCUACUGAAUGGCAACUCUUUAAUUGGAUGUGUUGAUAACUUGUACAAGAGUGUGGAGACUUUGCACUCUUCAUGGUGUACAGAAUCACGUUUCGUGUUGCUGAAUCCCGGCAUAGUGCCCCAAUUCGGUUGCCUGAAUCAGCCCCUCAACAUUCCUGAUGUGGAACCUACUUACUAUUAUGGUAAGGGGGUAUAUGAGAAGGAUAACCAUUAUGGAAGAAUAGAAGUUCCCAGAAGUGGCGGAGUCAUUUCCAAAUCAGAUCAUGAUAUUGUUAGUGCAAAACGAUUGACUGCACUGGACCCAAGAUCCCCAAACAGAUCAAAAGAAGAUGCUACCGGAUUUGUGAAGAGGCCAGCAUUGUAUGCUGUAGGAGAUGAUCUGAGAGUGAGACCAUUGUCUGCGGAUUCUUGCCUUUAUUAUUUAAAAGAUUUGAAUCUUCCCCUUGAUGAUCUUGAAGUGAAAGUGAUAAGUAUUAGUGAGGCAGCGGCUUUAAGCCUCCUUGGAGCGUCCUUGACAUCGAAGCAAACACUGACUACUGGGUUGAAAGACUUUCUGGAUGUGCCGAGACAAGAAUUAGAUUUGGCAUCAAAGUAUACUCAAACUAGUCAACUUGAUCUUUUAAAACAUGAACCUAAUCCAGAGCCCUAAAUUCUCAGACAUGUGCAGUUUUUGCAUGCCUACACGUAUUUUGUUUUGAACAACCAAGAAAAUCUUUAGACCUUAUUGCAAAUUUGGUGUGCAAAUACUGAGGUUUGCCUUU
This is a messenger RNA of Arachis stenosperma, 1696 nucleotides long. RefSeq lists its product as uncharacterized. Lineage: Eukaryota; Viridiplantae; Streptophyta; Magnoliopsida; Fabales; Fabaceae. Bases 1 to 1584 code for a protein of 527 amino acids. The record is from RefSeq and is a predicted model, not a curated record. The transcript is spliced from 3 exons.